Molecule: messenger RNA, 1859 nt
Organism: Tripterygium wilfordii
Lineage: Eukaryota; Viridiplantae; Streptophyta; Magnoliopsida; Celastrales; Celastraceae
Product: phospholipase A1-Igamma1, chloroplastic-like
Exons: 2
Coding region: 228-1760 (510 amino acids)
Biological process (GO): lipid metabolic process
Molecular function (GO): glycerophospholipase activity
Source: RefSeq, a predicted model, not a curated record
UUUCCCUCGAAAAUGAUGACAUCAAGUAUGAAAGUCGCCAUUGCUGACCAAGACCACCCUCACAACCAUGAACCAACCCAGACUCGACGAUAGUACCUCGAGAAUCACAUGCACACUAAUCUAAUAUAAUUUUUCUGUACAUAAAAACGCACGAAAGCUUAGGACUAGCGAUUCAGCAGCCUAUAACUUUCUAGUUAAUUACCUCCUCUUCAAUAUUCACACAAACCAUGGCUAUUCCUCUUCCUAACGCCCUCCUUCCUCUCAAACACGAAAUAUUCCGAUCAAAUUCUUGUUUACCGGUGACGCCGGUCCGACGAUUGGAUUCUCUCAACAUCUCAUCGACGACGAGGAGUAUUACAACAGCUGCUCGAGUCUUGUCGAGGACUAGCGAGUCUUUGUCCUCUAUUAUCACUGAACUCGAAAAGGAUCAAAACAAUGAAAACCUGGAAAAAGAAGAUCAUGAUGACGAUCAAACAGAGAGACAAAUUGCUGAUGUGUGGAGAGAAAUCCAUGGACAGGAUGAUUGGGUCGGGUUGCUUGAUCCGAUGGACCCGGUUUUGAGAUCCGAGUUGAUUCGGUAUGGCGAGAUGGCUCAAACCUGCUACGACGCGUUCGACUUCGAUCCGUAUUCAAAGUACUGCGGGAGCUGCAGAUUCCCUCGCCGGAAGUUCUUCGAUUCGCUCGGGAUGUCUCAUCUCGGAUACGACAUCACCAGAUACCUUUACGCGACUUCGAAUAUCAACCUCCCUAACUUCUUCAAGAAGUCACGUUGGCCGAAGGUCUGGAGUAGGAACGCGAACUGGAUCGGGUACGUUGCGGUAUCUAACGAUGAGACCUCGAAGCGAUUAGGCCGCCGCGAUAUCACCAUUGCUUGGCGGGGCACGGUCACGCGGCUUGAAUGGAUUGCUGAUUUAAUGGACUUUCUCAAGCCAAUUUCGUCCCUCAAAAUCCCCUGCCCGGAUCGGACCGUGAAGGUCGAAUACGGGUUCGUGGAUCUUUAUACUGACAAGGACGAUUCCUGCCGGUUCUGCAAGUUCUCUGCCAGAGAACAGAUCUUGUCGGAGGUCAAAAAACUUCUCGAUAUGUAUCAAAAUGAAGAGAUCAGCAUCACCAUCACCGGCCACAGCCUUGGAGCUGCGUUGGCGAUUUUGAGUGCGUUUGACAUCGCUGAAACGGGCGUUCACGUGUUGAAAGACAGUCGGGCGGUGCCCGUAUCCGUGUUUUCGUUCGCGGGUCCUCGGGUCGGGAAUGUGAGGUUCAAGGAGCGUAUUGAAUCACUAGGAGUUAAAGUGCUGAGAGUGGUGAACGUGCAUGAUAUGGUGCCAAAGUCGCCGGGGUUUCUGUUCAACGAGCAAGCGCCGCCGAUGGUGAUGAAGCUCGCGGAGGGCUUGCCGUGGAGUUACUCGCACGUCGGAGUGGAACUCGCUUUGGAUCACAAGAACUCCCCGUUUUUAAAAGAAACGGGUGACCCGGUUGGUGCACAUAAUUUGGAGGCUCACUUGCAUUUACUUGAUGGAUAUCAUGGAAAAGGGCAUAGAUUUGUGCUGUCAAGUGGAAGGGACCCAGCAUUGGUAAACAAGGGGUCUGAUUUCUUGAAAGAUCAUUACUUGGUCCCUCCAUACUGGAGACAAGAUGAGAACAAGGGGCUUGUGAGGGGCAAUGAUGGCCGUUGGAUGCAGCCUGAGAGAUCUAAACUUGAUGAUCAUCCUUCUGAUAUGCACCAACACCUCAUCAAGUUAGGCCUAGCUUCUCGUCAGUAGAAAGACUUACCCCCUCCUUUCUUGCUUGUAUUAUAUGUUUAUAGAAUUCACCACAACUAUGUGCUAUAUAUAUAUAUUGAUGAUGUUUGUUCUGCAUAA